This is a messenger RNA of Rangifer tarandus platyrhynchus (Svalbard reindeer), 315 nucleotides long. The record is from the annotation of a GenBank genome assembly. NCBI's taxonomy places the organism in Eukaryota, Metazoa, Chordata, Mammalia, Artiodactyla, Cervidae.
AUGCCAUCUCCCCACAAACAACGCAACGGCAAACUUCUAGAAGCAAGCCCCCAGCACAGCCCGUGCACUCGCCCCUCAGAGCUCCCGUUCCUCCAGGGCGGCGCAGAAGGCGCGCCUCGGGUGGGCCCCUGCGGCAAAAUCCGCAGGGGGCGGGGGACGAGGCAUGGGGGUCGAGGCCGCCAGCCCCCCAGCGCGGCUGUCCUUCUCGUCAACUUGGACGGACCCACCUACAGCGCCCGCAGCAGAGUCUGGGGCCGGGCGGGGGCCGAGGCGGGGACGCGCGUGCGCGGAGGGGGCGCCGCGGAGCCCGCGUGA